Molecule: messenger RNA, 1314 nt
Organism: Topomyia yanbarensis
Lineage: Eukaryota; Metazoa; Arthropoda; Insecta; Diptera; Culicidae
Gene: Vps36
Product: vacuolar protein-sorting-associated protein 36
Exons: 3
Coding region: 75-1238 (387 amino acids)
Biological process (GO): protein transport to vacuole involved in ubiquitin-dependent protein catabolic process via the multivesicular body sorting pathway
Cellular component (GO): late endosome membrane; ESCRT II complex
Molecular function (GO): phosphatidylinositol-3-phosphate binding; ubiquitin binding
Source: RefSeq, a predicted model, not a curated record
AGAAGAAGAAGAAGAAAUCACUCCAAAUAUUUUCUUCGAUUGUAGGUGUCAUCAAUGAUAGGCUAAAAUACAGUAUGAACCGAUUUGAGUUUUGUCAGGCUCGUCUUGGCGAGAGUGAAUCAUUUGUGGCAAAGGAUCGCAACAUUAAGCUAUAUGAUGGCGAUGAGAAAACCAGUUUGGAGGACGGGGAAUUGGUUCUUACUACCCACCGACUGCUGUGGGGUCGUAACGGAGAGAUUGCCCGUGGCGGCAAUGCGCUAUCGCUUCGUCUCAAGUAUAUUCAAACCUUAGGCGAAGAGGAAGCUAGCUCGAUGUUGUUCGGACGAAAAAAGAGGAUCAUUGUUCGGUUAGCAGGGCUGCUGCCGGAUAAAGCUCCCGGUCCGAUGGACCAUAGUUGUGCAUCAUUCGUCAAAAUUUCCGGGAAAAAUGGAGUUGAUCCGGGGUUCGUUCAUGCCUUGCACGAAACGGUAGCCGCAAAAAUUUGGUUAGUUAGCGAAGGGGGCAGUAAUGAAAGAAUACAGGAAGCGGAGCCAUCGAAGCGGGUUCUGCGAACCGGCAUUGUGGGAAUUGAACGAAAAUUAGUCGAGAAGCAGAAGCAGACGGAUGAUAACAUUAGUAUGGCGUUUAAAGAUUUGGGGAAGCUGAUGGAGAUGGCAAAGGAAAUGGUAGCAAUUUCGAAGGUUGUGAGUACCAAAAUUAGGGAGCGACAAGGGGACAUAUCCGAGGAUGAAACGGUUCGAUUCAAGUCAUAUCUAAUGAGUUUAGGUAUAGAUGACCCAGUAACGAGAGACGGGACACGAAGCAACUCGGAGUAUUUUAUGAAACUGUCGCAGCAACUGUGUGAAAUGUUACUGGAUCCAAUAUCGGAAGCGGGUGGUAUGAUGUCCCUGGCGGAUGUUUAUUGUAGAGUUAAUCGUGCUCGUGGAUUAGAAUUGCUUUCACCAGAGGAUUUACUGGAAGCCUGCAAGCUGCUGAUAGGACCAAUCAAGCUGAGAGAAUUUCCGAGCGGUGCUAUGGUACUUCAGUUGGAAAAUCAUGACGACGAGCUUGUUUCGCGAGAGACGACUGAACUGGCGAAAAAGAAUACCUCAAUAAGUGCGGAUGAGUUGGCACGAGUUGUGGGAAUUUCUCUAUUACUAGCAAACGAACGAUUACUGGCCGCCGAGAGACUUGGUCAACUUUGCCGCGAUGAGUCGAUAGAAGGUUUACGAUUUUACCCUAAUUUGUUUCUUAAAUAAAGCCAUUUUGGUGGCAACGGAUUUCUAUUAGGUGCUGUUUUAGUCAGACGCGAAAUUUCAUUUUCAAAUGCCAAUU